AGUGGAUGGAGGGACGCCCAUAGGAGGGAAGGCAGCGGGCUUCGAUGUGAAGGCACUACGGGCGUUCAGGGUGCUCAGGCCACUCAGACUGGUGUCUGGGGUGCCCAGCCUUCAGGUUGUGCUGAACUCCAUCAUCAAGGCCAUGGUUCCUCUCCUCCACAUCGCCCUGCUGGUUCUGUUCGUCAUCAUCAUCUACGCCAUCAUCGGCCUGGAGCUGUUCAUGGGCAAGAUGCACCGCACCUGUUUCUAUAGCAGAGAGGGACAUCCCUUCUACAGAGGUCCCAUAGUGGAAGAGAAGCCGGCCCCCUGCGCUCCUAACGGGGCUCACGGCCGCCACUGCUCCCAGAACGCCACGCAAUGCAUGAUGGGCUGGGAAGGGCCUAACGAUGGCAUCACUAACUUUGACAACUUUGCGUUUGCCAUGUUGACGGUGUUCCAGUGUAUCACCAUGGAGGGCUGGACAGACGUCCUCUACUGGAUGCAAGAUGCUAUGGGCUAUGAACUUCCCUGGGCCUAUUUUGUCAGUCUCGUCAUCUUUGGAUCCUUUUUCGUUCUAAAUCUGGUUCUGGGGGUGUUGAGCGGAGAGUUUUCCAAGGAGAGAGAGAAGGCCAAGGCCAGAGGAGACUUCCAGAAGCUGAGAGAGAAGCAACAGCUGGAGGAGGACCUGAAGGGUUAUCUCGACUGGAUCACACAGGCUGAAGACAUCGACCCAGAGAACGAGGAGGAGGGGCUCGAUGAGGAGAAGCCCAGAAACCUGAGCAUGCCGGCCAGUGAGAAUGAGUCAGUGAACACUGACGCCAAUCCAGCAGGAGAUAUGGAGGGAGAGACCUGCUGUACCCGGCUAGCAAAUAGAAUCUCCAAAUCCAAGUUCAGUCGGUACUCGCGGCGGUGGAACCGUCUGUGUCGUCGUAAGUGUCGAGCGGGGGUCAAAUCCAGCGUAUUCUAUUGGCUGGUGAUCUUCCUGGUCUUCCUCAACACUCUAACCAUCGCUUCAGAGCACCAUAAACAGGCUGACUGGCUCACAGAGGCCCAAGACAUAGCCAACAAGGUCCUGCUGGCAUUGUUUACAGGGGAGAUGCUGUUAAAGAUGUACAGCCUGGGUCUACAGGCCUACUUCGUGUCUCUGUUCAACCGCUUUGACAGCUUCGUGGUGUGUGGAGGCAUCCUGGAGACCAUUCUGGUGGAGACCAAGAUCAUGUCCCCGCUAGGCAUCUCUGUGCUGCGCUGCGUACGCCUUCUACGUAUCUUCAAAAUCACAAGGUAUUGGAACUCUCUGAGUAACCUGGUGGCAUCGCUGCUUAACUCUGUUCGCUCCAUCGCCUCCCUGUUACUGCUACUCUUCCUCUUCAUCAUCAUCUUCAGCCUGCUCGGCAUGCAGCUCUUCGGAGGCAAGUUCAACUUCGAUGAGACGCGCCGGUCAACCUUCGACAACUUCCCCCAGUCGCUGCUCACCGUCUUUCAGAUCCUGACAGGUGAGGACUGGAACUCGGUGAUGUAUGAUGGCAUCAUGGGCCUACGGAGGGGCGUCCCUUCAGGGAUGCUAGUCUGUAUCUACUUCAUCAUCCUGUUCAUCUGUGGAAACUAUAUCCUCCUGAAUGUCUUCUUGGCCAUCGCCGUGGACAACCUGGCUGAUGCUGAGAGUCUGACGUCAGCACAGAAGGAGGAGGAGGAGGAGAAGGAGAGGAAGAAGCUGGCCAGAACGGCCAGUCCAGAGAAGCGGCAUGUCAACGAAAAGCCCCCGAUGAUCGAGGUAGAAGAGAAGAAGGAGGAGAAGAUUGAGCUGAAGUCCAUCACCUCAGACGGAGAGACAACCAAUGCCACCAAGAUCAACAUUGAUGAGUACCAAGUAGAUGUGAAUGAAGAGAAGAACCCGUAUCCAGCUAAUGAUUUUCCCGGUACCACUUUACCGGUGAUAAAAAGAGAGGAUGAGGACCCUGAGAUGCCGGUGGGCCCCCGGCCUCGGCCCCUGUCUGACAUUCAGCUGAAGGAGAAGGCUAUUCCCAUGCCUGAGGCCCGGGCUUUCUUCAUCUUCAGCAACACCAACAAGUUCAGGGUUCUGUGCCAUAAGAUGGUGAACCACAACAUCUUCACCAACCUCAUCCUGUUCUUCAUUCUACUGAGCAGUAUCUCUCUGGCAGCAGAGGACCCUGUCCGGAACGACUCCUUCAGGAACCAGAUAUUAGGCUAUGCAGACCACGUCUUCACUGGGCUCUUCACCAUAGAGAUCAUUCUGAAGAUGACAGCGUACGGGGCGUUCAUCCAUAAGGGUUCGUUCUGUCGGAACUACUUCAACAUUCUGGAUCUGGUGGUGGUCAGCGUGUCGCUCAUCUCCUCUGGAAUACAGUCCAGUGCCAUCAACGUGGUGAAGAUCCUUCGUGUUCUCAGAGUGCUUCGGCCCCUGAGGGCUAUCAACAGGGCCAAGGGCCUCAAACAUGUGGUCCAAUGUGUGUUCGUGGCCAUCCGAACCAUCGGAAACAUCGUGAUCGUCACCUCUCUGCUGCAGUUCAUGUUCGCCUGCAUCGGAGUACAACUCUUCAAGGGGAAGUUUUUCUACUGCUCAGACAGCUCCAAGUCUACAGAGCCUGAAUGCAGGGGUUCAUACAUCAUGUAUAAGGACGGGGAUGUGGGGAAGCCAGAGAGGUCCAUGCGUGUCUGGGAGAACAGUGACUUCAACUUUGACGACGUGCUCCAGGGGAUGAUGGCUCUGUUCGCUGUCUCCACCUUUGAAGGAUGGCCAGCACUCCUGUACCGGGCCAUAGACUCACAUUCAGAGGACCUGGGCCCUGUCUACAACUACAGAGUGGUCGUGUCCAUCUUCUUCAUCAUCUACAUCAUCAUCAUCGCCUUCUUCAUGAUGAACAUCUUCGUCGGUUUCGUCAUUGUCACCUUUCAGGAGCAGGGAGAGCAGGAGUACAAGAACUGUGAGCUGGACAAGAACCAGCGUCAGUGUGUGGAAUAUGCCCUGAAGGCCCGUCCCCUACGUCGGUACAUCCCUAAGAACCAGUACCAGUACAAGGUGUGGUACGUGGUCAACUCCACCUACUUUGAGUACCUGAUGUUUACUCUCAUCCUGCUGAACACCAUCUGUCUGGCCAUGCAGCAUCACGGCCAGACCCACUCCUUCAACGAUGCUAUGAACAUCCUCAACAUGCUCUUCACCGGCCUCUUCACUGUGGAGAUGAUCCUUAAACUCAUCGCCUUCAAACCACGGGGUUACUUUAGUGAUCCUUGGAAUGUUUUUGACUUCCUCAUCGUAAUUGGCAGCAUAAUAGACGUCAUUCUGAGUGAGAUCAACCCAGCUGAUUCCUCUACCACCUCCUCCUCCUCCUCCUCCUCCCAACCCCCCGCGGUAAGAACAAUGGGACUACAAAACUCUGAAGAUAACGCCAGGAUCUCCAUCACCUUCUUCCGGCUGUUCAGAGUGAUGAGGCUGGUCAAACUGCUGUCUCGGGGAGAAGGGAUACGGACCCUGCUGUGGACCUUCAUCAAGUCCUUUCAAGCCCUCCCCUAUGUAGCACUGCUCAUAGUGAUGCUCUUUUUCAUCUACGCCGUCAUUGGGAUGCAGAUGUUUGGUAAGAUAGCCCUGAGGGACAACAGUCAGAUCAACAGGAACAACAACUUCCAGACCUUCCCCCAGGCUACACUCCUGCUCUUCAGGUGUGCCACAGGUGAGGCGUGGCAGGAGAUCAUGCUGGCAUGCGCCCCCAUGCGACCCUGUGAGAAGGGGUCAGAGGUGGGACCAGCCAGCGAGGACCAGUGUGGGAGUCACUUCGCUAUCUUCUACUUCGUCAGUUUCUACAUGCUCUGUGCCUUCCUGAUCAUCAACCUGUUUGUGGCUGUGAUCAUGGAUAACUUUGACUACCUGACCAGAGACUGGUCAAUUCUAGGACCUCACCACCUGGAUGAGUUCAAGAGGAUUUGGGCUGAGUACGACCCAGAGGCAAAGGGUCGUAUCAAGCACCUAGAUGUGGUAACUCUGUUGAGGAGGAUUCAGCCUCCUUUGGGCUUCGGGAAGCUCUGUCCCCACCGGGUGGCCUGCAAGCGUCUGGUCUCCAUGAACAUGCCCCUGAACAGCGAUGGCACAGUCAUGUUCAAUGCCACCCUGUUUGCCCUGGUGCGAACAGCACUGAGGAUCAAGACUGAUGGUAACUUGGAGCAGGCGAACGAGGAGCUCCGGGCCAUAGUGAAGAAGAUCUGGAAGAGAACCAGUAUGAAGCUGCUGGAUCAGGUGGUGCCCCCUGCUGGAGAUGAUGAGGUGACGGUUGGGAAGUUCUACGCCACGUUCCUGAUCCAGGAGUACUUCAGGAAGUUUAAGAAGCGUAAAGAGCAGGGCCUGGUGGCCAAGGUGCCCCCCAAGACGGCUCUCUCCCUGCAGGCGGGCCUGCGGACGCUCCAUGACAUGGGUCCUGAGAUCCGGAGGGCCAUAUCAGGUGACCUCACAGUGGAGGAGGACCUGGACAAGUCGAUGAAGGAGCCGGUCUCGGCUGCGUCCGAGGACGAUAUCUUCAGGCGAGCGGGUGGUUUGUUCGGCAACCACGUCAGCUACUACAACGACGGGCGCGACAGCGGACGCAACACCUUCCCACAAUCCUUCACCACGCAGCGCCCGCUCCACAUCAGCCAGACGGGCAGCCCCGGCGAGGGCGAUUCCCCGUCCCACGAGAAGCUGAUGGACUCUCCCACCUUCACCCCGAGCUCCUACUCUUCCUCAGGUUCCAACGCUAACAUCAACAAUGCCAACAACACGGCGGUCCCCGGUGUGGUAGUGGGGGUUGGUGGUCCAGGGGGGGUCAGCCGUUUCCCGAGCCCCAGCAUCAGUACUGUGGACGGGCAGAGCGGACCCCCGCUAACCCCGAUACUACUGCCGAGGUCUGCAUGGUGCUUCCCUCCCAAGAGGAUGUGUUUCUAUGACUCCCUCAUGCGCUCGGACUCCACUGACAGCCGUCUGCCGUUCAUCAGGCAAGAGGAGGCGUCGACGGACGAGACGUACGAUGAGAGUUACGCGGACGAGAGAGAAUACCGCCGAAGCGACCAGAACAUUCUCACCUCAGACAUGCUGGUAUAUCAGGAUGAGGAGAACAAGCAGCUGACUCCUAUGGAGGAAGGAGAGGAUGGGGGAGACAGGAGACCCUGGCACUCUCCCAGACGAGCCUUCCUCUGUCCCACAGCUCUGGGUCGGCGGUCGUCCUUCCAUCUGGAGUGUCUGAGGAGACAGACGAGAGCAGACGUCUCCCAGAAGACAGUACUACCGCUGCACCUGGUACACCAUCAGGCACUAGCAGUAGCAGGUCUGAGCCCCCUGCUUCGACGGAGCCACUCCCCGACCCUCUUCACGCAGCUCUGCUCUACAUCUCCUACCAGUCCCACAGGCCGGGGUAGCCAGGCCUCCUACCAGCGUGUGCCCACCCUUCGUCUCCAGGGCACGGGCCCUGGCACCGGCUCCUACGAGCUCAACUCCAGCCUGCCCUCGGUCAACUGUGGGCCGUGGUACAGCGACAGCAACGGGAACAGUCCUGGUAUCAGCCCUAGGGUGGGUACGGCUAACCAGCGGCUGCCGCGGCCCGUCUCCCUCACUGUGCCUAGCACGGUGCACAAGGACGCUACAUCGUUGUCCCACGGUAGCGCCGGCAGUCUGGUGGAAGCUGUGUUGAUAUCAGAGGGCCUGGGCCAUUUCGCUCAGGACCCGUCCUUCAUCGAGGUGACCAAGCAGGAGCUGGCGGACGCGUGUGACAUGACCAUCGAGGAGAUGGAGAACGCAGCCGACAACAUCCUCAACGGCAACAGCCAGCCCAGUCCCAACGGCAACCUUUUACCCUACAUGCACUGCAACAGGGACCAUGCUGCUUCCCAGGAGCCAGGCCUCAGCGAUGGGCCUGGGGCCGGUCGGGGGGCCACGGCCCCUGGGGAGAUUGAGGAGCUACUAGGCGCCACUCACCUAGGGCAGCACGGGGAUCCGGAGGAUGAGGAGGGGUUGGAGGUGGUGGGAGGGGAGGAAGAGCACACCGGGGGUGUGGAGGUGGUGGUUGAGGUUGAGCAGAGGAACAGCGGCCUGUUGGAGGAUGAGGACAUGGAGUGUGUGACCAGUUUGUAGGGUUGGACCCUCACACACACAGCAGCAACAGUGAACCUCUGGACCCCCCUCUAUCUCUCUCUCUCUGUCUGGACCCCCCUCUAUCUCUCUCGGUCUGGA
Messenger RNA from Oncorhynchus kisutch (coho salmon), 6190 nucleotides. RefSeq names its product voltage-dependent L-type calcium channel subunit alpha-1C. Gene Ontology annotation, cellular component: voltage-gated calcium channel complex; membrane. Gene Ontology annotation, biological process: calcium ion import across plasma membrane. Lineage: Eukaryota; Metazoa; Chordata; Actinopteri; Salmoniformes; Salmonidae. Gene Ontology annotation, molecular function: high voltage-gated calcium channel activity. The record is from RefSeq and is a predicted model, not a curated record.